AUGCUCGGUGUCGGAGCUAUGUUCUUGCUGAUGCUCGCGGCUAUGCCUGCGGUGCGCGCUUCUUCUGCGACAACGGAGGCGGAAGCGGCGGGGGGUGGCCGCUGGCCGACGCUCGUGAACGUGACGUUUCCGCUGAGGCUUGCGGUCGAGCCCGCGUGUGGAUCGUUGGCCGCGACGGGGAACGCGACGCGGUUUGCGGAGGUGAACGCGGGCCUCGUGUUAGGCGCGACGAGGACGGUCGUGGCGUUUGGGGAUAGCUGGACGUCGAACGGAGCGAACGGCACGGUGCCCGUCCCGCCCGUGCUGUGGCCGCCCUCGCCGUCGGCGGGCUCGCGGCUGACAGAGAACCGGCGCGCGAGCAACGGCUUUAUAUGGGUCGAAAACAUGGCGAACGCGCUCGGGGCGAAGCUGCUCAAUUAUGCGUGGGGCGGCGCGGUGAUCGACAAUGCGGCGUAUAACACCACGAACCCUGCUGUCGGCGGGACGCCGCGCACGGAUUUCAUAGCGGAGACGCGGCUGUUCAUGCAGCAAGGCAAAUUCCUGGACGCGCUCGUCCCGAGCGAGACGCUGUACACGGUCGCUUUUGGAAUCAACGACGAUGGACAGUUCGAGCUAGGAGGAGGCGACUACGAUAUUGCGUACGAGACUUAUGUAGGCAAGCUGGGAGAGCUGCAAGCCGCGGGCGCGAAGAACAUACUCGUGCAUGGGAUGUAUAAAUCGCACGCGGGGACGGACGCGCUGCAGGACCGGGUGUUCGCGUACCUGCGCGAGGCGCGUGCGACGAACGGGACGAACGUCGCGUUUGUGGACUUGCAUAGACUGUUUGGCGCGAUCCUCGACGACCCGGGUGCGUUCGGCGUGGGCGGGUGCGAUGAUCCGAGUGUGGAGGUAUUUUGGAUUCGGCACCCGUCGGCGACGACGCACGAGCUCAUCAGUCUGUACACGAUGCGGGUGUUGGAGGUGUGCGCAUCCUGA
Molecule: messenger RNA, 975 nt
Organism: Heterobasidion irregulare TC 32-1
Lineage: Eukaryota; Fungi; Basidiomycota; Agaricomycetes; Russulales; Bondarzewiaceae
Exons: 12
Coding region: 1-975 (324 amino acids)
Molecular function (GO): hydrolase activity, acting on ester bonds
Source: RefSeq, a predicted model, not a curated record